Molecule: messenger RNA, 1386 nt
Organism: Aureobasidium uvarum
Lineage: Eukaryota; Fungi; Ascomycota; Dothideomycetes; Dothideales; Saccotheciaceae
Source: the annotation of a GenBank genome assembly
AUGGUCAACAUCGAUAUCCCUAAUGACUACACUGUCUCGCCCUCGUCGGCCACUCCCCACCUGACAAUCAACCGCGACGUCACCAUCGACCUCGACUCGACCAAUGCCUUUGAAGGUCCCGAGAAGCUCCUCGAAGUAUGGUUCAGCCCUUCUGCCUCGUCCCUUCCCGAAGGGGCCAAGCCUUACGGUCUGAAGGCCGUCUCGUCAGACACAUGGAAAGAGAUGCUUGAUCUGGUGAACUGCAAGGUUCUCUCCGUCAUUGGACAUGGACACAUGGACGCCUACCUGCUCUCCGAGUCUAGCAUGUUUGUCUUCCCCCACAAGCUCGUGCUCAAGACCUGCGGCACCACCACCCUGCUGUACGGUCUGCCAAGAAUGCUCGAGAUUGCUGCUCUCGAGGCAGGCUUCCCUGGCGUCAAGGCCAACCUCUCUGCUGCCAAUUUCCUGUACCCCGACCAGCAGCGCGGUCCUCACCGCAGCUGGCGCGACGAGGUCAAGUUCCUUGACCAGAGAUUCUUGGGAGGCAGUGCCUACAUGAUUGGAAAGAUGAAUGGCGAGCAUUGGUACCUGUACAUCACUGGGCCUAAUACUCAACUCACUCCUCCUGCUACUCCUGAGAGAGAGACUUUCACCAAGGUCCUCGACUACCCUGAGCAGCUCGCUGCUGAUAUGGCCAAUGCACAGAUCGACGAGUCUCAGGACGAGACCUUGGAGGUUCUCAUGACCGAUCUCGAUGAGCAGAACGCUCGCCAGUUCUACCUCGAAGACGCCAGUGCCAUCGCUGAGGGCAAGUACCUCCAGCAAUCCCAAGAAGCUCGCAAGGAUGCUAUUUCUCACCUGGGCAACAUCAAUGGUGAUGACGAUGUCGAUGUCUUCGCGCAGACCACCUCUGACCCUUCCGAGAAGCUGACAUUCCCUGAAGAGCUGACCACUGAAGGUCACACUCUGGGCUCCGUCGUGUCCGAGGCCUGCGGUUUGGCCGACGUCUAUCCUGUCUCCAAGUAUCCUGAGGCCAAGAUAGACUCCUACCUCUUCACUCCUUGCGGCUUCUCUGCCAACGGUGUUGUCCCUUCGACUGGAGAGUCGGCCUCGGCAGCCCAUUACUUCACCGUCCACACCGGACGCGAGACCCGCGACAUUGUCGUACAGGUCGUCAACAUCUUCAAGCCCGGUCGCUUCAGCGUCACUGUCUUCGAAGCUAAAACCGACGAGGAUGGCUACGGCAGAGCAAGAGUCAAGAAGGACAAGAACAUGGACAAUAUUGCCGGCUACCGCCGCGUCGACCGCAUCGUCCACGACCUCGAGGGCUACGAGUUGGUCUUCAGAUACUUUGAGCGUCUGGACUGGAAGGGUGGCGCUCCUAGACUGGGCGAGUACAUGCUGUAA